AUGCUCCUACCCUAUCUAUAUAUAACUCACUCCUCUAUUACAAGACCAUUUUUAAUCCUCUUUUCUUCUUUCCUUCCUUUGAUUUUUAAUUUUCCUGUGAAGAAACUAUUGUUUUUAAUAUUUUAUUUAAUUCUUGCUUUUCUCUUACGUCUUCCUUUUUCUUCUUUUUCGUCUUUCCUCUUCGUCUUCGCCUUUCCUCUUCGCCUUUCGUCUUUCCUCUUCGCCUUUCGUCUUUCCUCUUCGCCUUUCGUCUUUCCACUUCGCCUUUCGUCUUUCCACUUCGCCUUUCGUCUUUCCUCUUCGCCUUUCUUCACGCAUACUUUAAUUUUUCUCAUUUCCUUCGCUUUCAUUUUAAACUUACCUACCCAUUCGCGUUCUUCCUUUUUGUUUUUCUCUCAUCCUAAUCUCUCUUCCACGGUCACCAGCUUUUUGUUCACUUCAACCUCCCCCACCCAUUUAUCUUCCUCCCACUCCACAUAUUCUGGAUCUUUUUAUUCGUAUUCCAUAUUAAAAGGUCAUUCACUUUCUCUUACUCCUUCUUUUUUACUCUCCCAUUCUUCCCAACUUUCUGCUUUUCCCCCACUUUUCCCCUUUUCCCCUCAUUUUUUAUUUCAUCUCUCUUCUAAAUCUUUCUUCUCCCAUUUUAAUCAUCCUUUAAUCUUUUCUUCUUUCUAUCUUUCCCAUCCUCCAUUCUCUGCUAAUUUUGUCCUUUUUUUUUCUCUUCUUUUCCUCCUCGGCAUUCAUUUGAUUCAUCGUCGUCUUCACUUUUGCGCUUUUGCUCUCAGUCAAUUUUUUUUUUCUGUUACGUUUCAUUUUCCUUCACUGGUGUAUUUCUGCAAUAAUUUUUGA
Molecule: messenger RNA, 849 nt
Organism: Acanthosepion pharaonis
Lineage: Eukaryota; Metazoa; Mollusca; Cephalopoda; Sepiida; Sepiidae
Source: the annotation of a GenBank genome assembly